AAAUGGCGGGUUUCGAUCUAAUUGAUGAACUAAAAACUACUGAUGUGUUGAUUGGAAUGGCGGGUUUCGAUCCAAUUGUUGCGGUUCUAAUUGGGCUUUCUAUACUUAUUCUCACAUCCUUUGGUGUCAUUUAUCAUUCAAGAUGGAUGAAAAUGAAACCCUCUUCUCCUGUUGCAACAAUGGUUGCCAAUGAGAAUCUAGUGGCUGGAAAAGAAGAAAUCAAGAAUCUUGAACCCUCUCCAUCUUCGACACAACUGAUGGCAGAAGGACUGUUGGCGAAUUCCGCAUCUUUGGUGGUUCAUCAAACGCCGAAAGACGUUUCUAAAGAAAGUAGCCACGUGCACGCACCAACGGUCGAGUUGCUAGGCGAGUUUGUGUUUGGAGGUGAAGUAACGAGUUCUUCCUUUAGAAGUAAUGAUAUGAAAAGCUACACCAUGUCAAUGGAUACCCGCCCCACCACCGUCUCUUCUGGCCAAACGAGAUCCUCUCGCAUGGAGACGUCGAUGGGAGAUUCUCUUCAGAAUACUGCUGAGAAGAUGGUAAAGAAACCGAGACGGAAAAACGCAGAAGUGACACCAUCUCCGGUGAGGAGAUCGAACCGAAUACAAAACCGAUCGGCGAUCAAGUCUCCAUGAAUCAAAUCAACAUGAUCUUGUAUAAGAUUGAAAUGAAACAUCAAUCUCUGCUGUUUUUAUGAUCGUAUAACAUCAAAUUGAUGAUCUUUGACUUGAAUUUAAUCUAAUCAUCUUCAUCUCUUAGAUUUUUAUAAGAACUUCUUCUGUAUCUAUCUACAUCUAUAUCUGAUAUAUGAAUUGAUAUAAGGAAAAAGGAGUUAUCCAGUC
Messenger RNA from Cynara cardunculus var. scolymus (artichoke), 842 nucleotides. RefSeq lists its product as uncharacterized. The record is from RefSeq and is a predicted model, not a curated record. The transcript is spliced from 2 exons. The coding region runs from base 3 to 635 and encodes 210 amino acids. Lineage: Eukaryota; Viridiplantae; Streptophyta; Magnoliopsida; Asterales; Asteraceae.